GCAUCCGCACUCUCUCUUUCAUCUUCUCUUGGAUUGUAGCCGGACGGACAGAAGAAAGGAAUGGGAAACUUGAAAUCCUUUUCUUCCUCUUUUCCUUCGCUAUCAACUUGUUCACUUCCAUUUUUGUUAUAUUCAAUCUAUCUAUUUUCAAAUCUAUCAUUUGUUGACUGUUUUGGUUCCCGAUCUCUGAUUCCACAGUUCAGAAACCGACUCAGAGGUAAGGUUGUGUUUCACGUCGGCGAUUAUGGCGCAAAAGGAGAUGGAUUCCAUGAUGAUACUAAGGCUAUUAGAGAUGUUUGGGAGAAGGCUUGUUCAUUCCCAACAACAUUAAAAGUUGUAAUCAAUUUCCCAGCUGAAAGAACAUUUCUUAUACAACCUACAGAUUUCUCUGGUCCAUGUAUAGGGAAGGUGACCUUGAAGAUCAAAGGUUCUAUCAUUGCUCCUAUAGAUCCCGAGGCUUGGGAAGGAGUCAAUCCACGAAAAUGGCUCUAUUUCCAUGGGAUAGACCGCCUUUCUAUUGAAGGAGGAGGUGCAAUAGAUGGUAGAGGACAUAAAUGGUGGGCUAGAUCUUGCAAGAUGAACAAUACAAUGCCAUGUGAACAUGCUCCAUCGGCAUUGACUUUUUAUGGAUGCAACAACUUGAAGAUUACAGAUUUGGUGAUGAUAAACAGCCAACAGAUGCACUUGGUAUUUACUAACUGUAUGCAUGUUACAGCAUCACAGUUAAAGGUUAUAGCACCAGCUUCUAGUCCCAAUACAGAUGGGAUUCACAUUAGUUCGUCUAUACAUGUUCAGAUCACGAGUGCUGUCAUUGAAACAGGGGACGACUGCAUCUCUAUAGUCGGUAACUCUACAAGAAUAGGGAUCCGAAACAUAGUAUGCGGCCCAGGUCAUGGAAUUAGCAUUGGAAGCUUGGGAAAAAAUGAAUCGCUUGUAGAAGUGCGUGAUGUUAUGGUUGACGGGGUUUUCCUUUCUCAUACAAAAAAUGGGCUGAGGAUCAAAACAUGGCAGGGUGGUUCUGGUUCUGCAAGCAAUAUAACUUUCCAGAACAUCUAUAUGGAAAACGUGUCUAAUCCAAUAAUCAUAGACCAAUAUUACUGCGAUUCACUCAGUCCAUGUUCGAACGAGACCUUUGCUGUUAAAGUUGAAGAUGUAUCAUUUAUGACCAUAAGAGGAACCUCGGCUACAGAGGCAGGGAUAAGUUUCGCUUGCAGCGAUAUCUUUCCAUGUAAAAACCUCUAUCUCGAAGAUAUCCAACUAGUUCGAUAUCAAGGAGGGUUAAUAUCGUCUUUUUGUUGGCAAGCGGAGGGAUUAAGUUCGAGUCUCGUUUAUCCACCUCCUUGCUUCCCGUCAGUAGAAACCUUAGGUUCGCUUAAACUUCCUACAACCAUUACUAGUAACAACCCACUUCAAUCAAUAUAGAUUUGUAAGUUGUAAUAUCCUCUCUUUUUUUCAAUAGAAUGAAAUCAUUAUCUCA
This is a messenger RNA of Impatiens glandulifera, 1477 nucleotides long. Its product is annotated as probable polygalacturonase At1g80170. Gene Ontology annotation, biological process: carbohydrate metabolic process. NCBI's taxonomy places the organism in Eukaryota, Viridiplantae, Streptophyta, Magnoliopsida, Ericales, Balsaminaceae. Bases 61 to 1422 code for a protein of 453 amino acids. The record is from RefSeq and is a predicted model, not a curated record. The transcript is spliced from 9 exons. Gene Ontology annotation, molecular function: polygalacturonase activity.